CGCAAGAACUACUCUAUAACAGUUUCUUUACGAUAGUUGAGUACCCAACAUCACGGCGCAUCCUCACCAUCGGUGUCAGUUUCUUCAGCAAGUGUCGCGCGUACAAUAAUUGCGCGAAAAAAUGUGGAAUAUCCGACGAAAUUAAAUUAUAAAAAAUUAUCGGAACUUUGAUCUCGGCUAAAUUACAUGUUGUGUAUUAGUGUUGAAAGAGGAUACUGCAAGAGGAAGCUUUAAAAACAUUUUGUAAUUUGCAACCAAUGUUUUACUGAUUCAACUAAUUCAAAAUAAAACGACAUGGAUUUUGUUACGAGGUGGCGACCCCUUCUCAUCCUAGGUUUGGCGCUUUUCCACACGUGUCGAUGUGAUGAAACCACAGAAGUAGAAUAUAGUGUUAGUAGUAGUACUAGUGUCGAACAUGCGAAAAAUAGCACAGAGAGUUUUCCGGAGUCGGCCGCCUUGGUGGACCAAAACGCCAACCACACAAGAGAAGCCCUCACUCGCGAUGCCAGCGACCACGAAUCAGUGGUUUUCAUUGGUGACACGGCCGGUUAUGUCCCGAUACCCAAUCUGAGGACUCGGGACUUCCCCUCGGCUCCAGACGACGUCGACUGGCAUCAUCCGGUCGAAAGCUGGGAUAGGGAAUAUCGACGUUUCCGGUUUAACACAACGAGGGUCCAACACAUCGAAGCCGAAUGCCAGGAUGAUUAUAUGAAAAUCAGGAUAGGGUUCAAUGGGACCUUCACAGGGUUGGUCUACUCUGCAGGCUAUGCUUACGACCCGGAUUGCAUGUACAUAAAUGGCACAGGCCGAGAUUAUUACGAAUUUUAUAUUCAACUCAACCGUUGCGGAACUUUGGGAAAAAACACUCAUAAUGAAGAUAAUCGGAAAACUCCUACGAAAAAUUUUAUGUGGAAUACUGUGACGGUCCAGUACAAUCCAUUGAUUGAGGAAGAAUACGACGAACAUUUCAAAGUAACAUGUGAAUAUGGCUACGAUUUUUGGAAAACAGUUACAUUUCCGUUUCUAGACGUUGAAGUGGCGACUGGAAAUCCGGUAGUGUUCACUCUCACACCUCCGGAAUGCUACAUGGAAAUCCGGUAUGGUUACGGAACCAGCGGUAAUAGAGUCACCGGUCCGGUCCGGGUGGGUGAUCCUUUGACCCUCAUCAUUUACAUGCGUAGCAAAUAUGACGGGUUUGAUAUCGUCGUAAACGACUGUUUUGCGCACAACGGGGGCCAUAAGAAAAUCCAGCUCAUCGACGAAUACGGAUGUCCGGUCGACGAUAAACUGAUUUCGCGAUUUCGGGGUUCGUGGUCAGAGACCGGAGUUUACGAAACGCAGGUUUUCGCUUACAUGAAGACGUUCCGGUUUACCGGAUCUCCGGCACUUUACAUAGAGUGCGAUGUCAGAAUGUGUCACGGCAGAUGUCCGAGCCAACCGUGUCAUUGGAGAAACGUGAAAAAUAAUGUCAGGAAGCGUUCAGUGGAUUCAGCUCCUCAAACCACCACUUUGCCGGCAAACAUUGCCCCCUUAUCAGAAAAUGUGAAUCUGUUCCAGUCUCUGCGGGUGCUACAAGAGGGGGAAUCGGAUGAAAAUAGAAACGUCACCCUUACUCGCUACGAAGUGGACCCAAACAGUGUUUGUCUGAAAACCGGCUGGUUCUCUGCUCUUCUAGCACUGGGAGGGGGCGCAAUGUGUCUUUUGGGGGGCGCCCUUUUAGCCACGUGUACACGAAUGAGACGAGUUGCCAUAGACAAAGUAUUAGCAGGGUCCCAGUUUAAUGGUUACAUGAACCACAAGGGCAGUAUUAACUAAUUCUAAACAUGGACUAAUAUUUACAGUGCAAUUAUUAAAAAAAGCUUUAUUUUUAUAACGCUAUAUUUAUGAGCAACAGUGAGUGAUUAUGAAACGUAUUAUUAAAUUAAGUAACUAAUAAAUAAAAAACACUCAUUAAUUUAUUUUACCUAAGGAUUAGCAAACAAGCACUAGAAUAAUGUAUUUUAGAAAAAAGUUUCUUUUAGUUUUAGAAUACGAUAAAAUACACAUCCAUGGAGGAUUAGUUUAAAAAAUGAGUAAACUUCUUCUUCUGCAUGUGUAUUGUUAAGUGUGCGUUACAAUGCAAAACAUGUAUCGUACACUUUAAAAACUGUAAAUAAACACUUUAGUUUUAGUCCUCAAUAAACUUUUGGAAA
Molecule: messenger RNA, 2192 nt
Organism: Tribolium madens (black flour beetle)
Lineage: Eukaryota; Metazoa; Arthropoda; Insecta; Coleoptera; Tenebrionidae
Exons: 12
Coding region: 295-1815 (506 amino acids)
Source: RefSeq, a predicted model, not a curated record